GGGAACGGUAAAAGUGAAAUUGUGACAUUUUACUAUAUUUGGAUGUGAAUUAUUUUGUGGUAGAUGCUGAUCUGUCUAACCCACACUUCCGUCUUGUCUUUGGGUUUUCCGUCACUGUUUGACUUAGAGUAAGAAUGUGACGUCAUCGUGGAUUUUCAAUAAGAUUACAGAGCGGUGGUACACGGACGAAUUGUGAAUAAUCUCUCAAUGAGUAUGGGAGAAGUGUCUAGUGGAGGACCGUGUUGCCACAACGCGACGUUUCACAGGCUCGGGAGGAAGAGAAGAAUCCGCUAAGCAAAUUCCACACUACAGUUGCUGGAUCGUGACCUGCAGCUGCACCCUAUGUAGAGCAUCGCACAAAAUCAUCAUCAUCUGUGCGGCUCUCGCUCUCUCUCGCUCUCUCUCUCACUUGCACUGCCCUCUCAAGUUUUCCUUAAGCACUGGUUUCAACAAGAUGGGGGUCUUACUGGGCGGUAAUAAGCCGCAUGGAUCGGCGCUGCGGUUAAGCGAUGAUCAGCACGGAAGGGGGUCGAAAUUAGGCUGUAGGUCUAGAGUAGAAGUCUAGAACAAAGCUUAUGGCAGCUGGAUUAGAAUGAACCAUUUGGAACUGUGACUCCUCCGUUGUUGCUUUUGUCGUCAGUUCCAAAGCAUCCCAUCAUCCGACCAUACAGGGCAGGAGCGUCACGGGGGAACGGAUGGCGUCGAUUGAAUGCAGGACGUGGCCAGUCGUGGCAACUAAGAAUGCUCCAUCGCUUGCGUGCACGCCUCCCUCCUCUCAGCAAUGGCAACAACAAUUUUCCUACGUUUAUACGUUCCCGUUUGCUUUGACACGAUUGCAAUCGCUGGUGGAGGAGCAUGCAUGCUGAAUAUUCAUCGGACUGGCGUAGUUAGUUCGGUUAGAGAUAGAGAUGAAUCUUGCACAAUGUAAGACACUCCACAAUCCGCAGUCCUGCCGAGACUUGGGAUGUGGACAUUUGAAGGUGAUUGCGGGGCAUUCACCAUCACAGAUUCCGUGUAGAUCAAGAGCCGGAUUGCAGUCUGGUGCUAAAUCUGUUCCUCCAUCUGGCAAUAAGUUGCACAGCAACUUUCUUGAUAAUCACGCACAGAAAAUUGCGCCUAGUGCAUCGUCACAAAAUCGACUCCGACUAUCGUUGUCAUUUCAACCUGUUGUAGCCUUUUCGUCGUCUCUUAAGUUUUUCCGAUUCGGAGGAGACGAGGAGUCUAGAGAGCCUUCUCAGGUUCUACGAUCAAUAGACUUCCAAGAGCAUGUAGAUGCAACGAAGAUCUUUCUCGAAGAUACGCAAGGUUCAGCCGAAAAUGUUGACGGAGAGUUUGAGUAUCUCGUGAAUGGUUCGGAGCCUUUACAAUCAGUCGACAAUAUGGCUAACCUCAUGGACUUAGCAGCUGAAGCUAGUGGAGAGGGUGCUGACACUUGCAUGGAGAUGGUAAAACCUGUUGAACACAUGUCAAGACCCUUGAUACAGAAUUUUGUGAAGUUGAGGUCAUUCUGGAAGAGGGAGAACUUCGAUCGUGAGGCGCUGAAAAGCGCUGAAACCAGUACGACAGCGACCCAAAUCGAGAGUUGCCAAUUUAUUCCAUCGAAUUGUGGAUGCCAACGCUGUGGAGCUUGUUGUAGUGAGUCAGCGAUAGAUCCUGGGAACGUAGCAGUGACGCCGCACACUGAAAUAGCUCGCAACAAAGAGUACUUCGCCAAGUUUUUAUACCGUGUUCCGUCUGCAGAAAGAAAGCGAAUCACGCAAAUGGCACACAUCAGCAAUUUAGCGUAUAGAAUACCUACCAUUGAGGCAAGUAAGCUGCUCAGACAUCACCACUUCCGAAUGGUUACGUCAUCCUUCGGGUUGAAGGCAUCUGCUCCAGCUUCGGGCAAUGGCAAGGACUCCACCACGCAGGACUUAAAGAUGAAAUCUAACACUGGAGGAAGAAAGCAUGAUCAGACAGAAGCUCACGCAAGGACAGAGAGGAUAGAUGAAGGGGCCAUGGCGUCGCUGAACCCGGCUGCUGGUUACGCCAUGGCCGCCACAGCAGCGUCCUGUAAUGCGCAAGCUUGUGACCUACUUCUCUCCAAAGCAGAGAGCGACGCAUCAGCAUUUGGAGACGAAAUUGAAGGUGACUUUCGUGAUGAUGUGGGUGCCCCUCAGAAUUGUGACGGCGAUUCUGGGAUUCUUGACAAGGACAUGGGAGCGUCCAAUACCUCACCUAAGAAUCCAUGGUACAUGAGAACUGCAGCUUCAAUCCUGAGAGCCGCGCCAAGGGUUCCCGCAGAAGAACCAGAAACAGAGCAUCUCCCGCAGGGUUGUCCGUGCGAAUGGUUUGCGUGUGAAAAUGACGCCACAAGCACACUCGUCAUCAGUAUCCAGGGUACGGAGACGCUGGCGGCAUGGCAAGCUAACCUGCAAUUUGAACCAACUCAAUUUGAACCUGAGGCAAACACAGGAGUCAUGGUGCAUCGAGGGAUUUACGAGGCUGCGAAGAGACUCUAUGAGGAGGUGCUUCCAUGCAUUAGUGCUCAUAUGGAGAAGCAUGGGGAUAAUGGCCGGCUUCAGUUCACAGGCCAUUCUCUCGGAGGUAGUUUAGCCAUGCUUCUCUCGCUCAUGGUUGUGGUUCGGAGCACAGCACCAGUUUCUGCGAUGCUACCUGUCUACACGUUCGGCUCUCCUUGUGUCAUGUGCGGAGGAAAUCACUUGCUUGCUCAUCUGGGCUUGCCGCACAGCCAUAUCCGGUCAAUCAUCAUGCACAUGGAUAUUGUUCCUCGAACAUUUGCUUGUGAUUAUCCUGACCACGUCACGGUUGUCCUAAAGCGUGUCAGUGGCACAUUUCGUAAUCACACGUGCCUUCUUCAACAGGUAACGUGCCUAACUCGGUUCCACUUUGGAUUUGCAGUACUAGCGAACUCUAAGAGGUUAAUCUAUGCUCCCAUGGGCGAGAUGGUGAUAAUGCAGCCUGAGGAGGACCAGGCUCCUGAGCAUCCCUUGCUUCCAGAAGGCAGUGGUUUGUACAGCUUGAGAUAUCCGAGCCAGGUUGGAAUUUCAGGGGCAAAGAAUGAGAAACCCUUACAACCAGCGAGGGAAUUGCAGUCUGCAGAGAGAGCGUUCCUCAACGUUCCUCAUCCUCUUGAAAUUUUGAGCGACCGCAACGCUUACGGCUCGGAAGGAACCAUUUCUAGGGAUCAUGAUUGUCGCAACUACUUAAAAGUCUUGCAACUUAUGCGGCGGAAUGAAUUGAGGCAGCGAAGACGAACACUCAGAGAGUUCCGACGCCAGCUCUGGACGCCGCUGUCGAAGGAGGGCGAUGUCUCACUUGGUCAUUUUCACACUGAACCUGAGAAUUAUUCGUGUUUUACAGACAGGCAGCCCGUGGGCUUGGAAAGUGGUUCACAGUGUCGGGACCUGGAGAGCUCAGAAAAUUUGGAAUGGGCUGGAAAGCACUUCCCUCACUUCUUAUUCAGGCGGAAGAGGUCAGGGCCGUCGUCGUCGAAAAAUGACCGGUCUGCUGCAAGACCUUGACUCUCGACUUCCACACUGAAAUUGUAUUCGAGCAUUCUUGCGUGAUAUGAUAUAAGGGGGUAUUACACCCUGCGUCACGCCGAGAAGAUUUGUACAGGAGUAUUGAACACACCCAAUUGUGAUGGAGUCCUCGCGGACUAUUUUACAUGGAUGACUAACUACGUGAAAGUCCAGAUCAAAUGUCAAGAUACGGCCCUCUACGACAGGAGUCACUUCAUCCCCUUUCAAGGGGCCUUACACACACACAGCCAGCAAAAGUGUACACAACAGCAGCAAAAACGCUGGCCUUAUACAAUUUACCAUUCAUUUCAGCACGAGACUCUCGUUUCCAAUGACGAUGUAGAUGAGAGAUGGUUGGAGGUUUUCUCCCCAAAUGUUUUCUAGCUUGUGCCAGAUCCUCUCCUCACAAGGAGUUCCAUACCAGGAGCUUCGCUGAAACGCCAACUACCUAAUCUUUGCUUCCGUCAUCUUAGAAUAGUGGGGUGUCAUCUGUGGCUUUGAUUGGAAUUUUUGGUCUCAAGAAUUCUAGCCUGCACUAAGUAAUGUUCAGAAUGCUCAUUAGUCUCUAAAUUCAUGAACUCUGGCCCUUGUUAAAGAAGAUUUGCAAAAUGAGUUAGUUACUCAACAGAGCUUUCGGUGUAAAAACUUGUAUCAUGGUUCUUGACCAUCAUGAUGUCCUAUUCUGCUAUGAAGAUUUUGAACUCUAUUAUCCCA
Physcomitrium patens is the source of this 4238-nucleotide messenger RNA. NCBI's taxonomy places the organism in Eukaryota, Viridiplantae, Streptophyta, Bryopsida, Funariales, Funariaceae. The record is from RefSeq and is a predicted model, not a curated record.